Oppia nitens is the source of this 1355-nucleotide messenger RNA. Its product is annotated as trypsin alpha-3-like. The transcript has 3 exons. The record is from RefSeq and is a predicted model, not a curated record. Gene Ontology annotation, biological process: proteolysis. Bases 141 to 959 code for a protein of 272 amino acids. Lineage: Eukaryota; Metazoa; Arthropoda; Arachnida; Sarcoptiformes; Oppiidae. Gene Ontology annotation, molecular function: serine-type endopeptidase activity.
AGGUGCAUCAAUUACUUUUAGGUGUGUGUGUGUGUAUACAUAAAAUUGGUGUUUAUAUUUUAGAAUAGAUCCAAAAUUUACCUAGAUUAUUAAUUUUUUUUAAUAUACAGUAGAUUUGUAUUUAAAAAUCAAUUACACUAAUGAAAUUAGUUGUAUCAGUGUUAGCCCUGUUGGUGGCCAAUGGCUGCCAUUGCACACCACUGGCAAAUGAAUCGCCGAUAGCUGUGCGUCGGGUGGCCAAUGGUGGUCGUAUUGUAGGCGGUGUACCGGCCACUGAGGGUCAGGCGCCGUUUCAAAUAUCGCUAGUCAUGAGCGGCUGGUUUGGCGACAGUCACAUAUGCGGCGGUUCACUGGCCGGCAAACAGUCGGCCAUUACGGCUGCACAUUGUACUGAUGGCUCAAGUGCCGGUGAUUUGAAAGUAAAAUACGGUGGACUCGACAGAACCAAACUAUCGGUAUCCCAGACCGUCAAAGAGAUCCGACAGCACGAGUCGUACAACAAACCCGUACAGUUUGACAACGACUAUAGUGUACUGAUAUUGAAUCAGCCGAUACAGACAACCGAUAAAAUCAAAACUAUUGAAUUGGUUGAUUCGGAACCCACCGAUGGCUUGGAAGCACAUUUGACCGGUUGGGGUAACACUAUAGGCGGUAGCAGUUCAGCGCCUGUGGGCCUACAAUUUGCCAUAUUUCAGAUACUGAGACCAGGAUCAUGUCAGGCACGUUAUGAAGAGUCCUAUCCGGGACAGAUCGAGGUGUCGGCUAAUAUGAUAUGUGCCGAAAAUCCGGCAGCUUCUGGAUGUAAUGGUGACUCGGGUGGACCGUUGGUUGUGAAUGGCAAACUGGCCGGUAUUGUUUCGUGGGGUAUCCGUAACUGUCCGGCUGAUACUACCAAAACGCCAACUGCCUAUGCAAACGUGGCCGCUGGACGCACCUGGUUAUUGAGCAAAAUUCAAUAAGAUCGUUUAUUAUAAUAAUAAUAAUAAACAUUUAUCAUAUAAUAAUAAUAAUAAAAUGUUUUUAGCUAUUGCAUAGGUAGGGUCUGAAAUAACGGAAAAACGUGAAAAAAAUUGUUUUUACUGAUUUUCAGACCCUGUCUAUUGCUGUAGAGAAUGAAAAAGAGAAAAAAACAACAAAAACAACAUUUUUUGUUUUUUUUUACUUUUUUUCAAACCCUACUUAUUGUUUUUUGACAAUACAAUAUUUUUUUUUUAUAAAUUAAUUUAGAUAUAAUUUUGAUUGAUCAAAAAAUUGUGCCCAAAUAAAUAUGGCAAUGUUAUCUAUAUUUUAUUAUUUUAAAAUGUAAAAUGUUAUUAUUAUUAUUAUUAUUAUAAAAUAAAGUUUGAGCAUCUAAU